CUUCUCCGGGGUGUUUGAACAGGAAGGCGGACAUGUUGGCCAGGUUGUGGGAGAGAAAUCGGACAUCGUCUGCUGUAUUUUUUUCCUUCCCCCUGAAAGUAGCACACAUCGAAAUCGGAUUUAAGUGUUUGAUAUGUGAGAAAGUUUUUUUUUUUUUUUUUUUUUUAAUUUUCUGGAGCGGAGCAGUCGGCAGUCCGGGACGAUGCUUGGGAGUCAGCGGAAAGACAGACUGUAAACGUCGGAACGACUCCGUCUUAUAAAACAUCGAAAUUUGGAAGAAGCAGAAGUUUGUUUUAAACACCCCAACACCACUUCUACUUUUCAGCUGUCAGAAUUGUUUGCCGUUUUCUACACAAGGCCUGGCGCUGACCCGCACUAACCCCGGCGGAGGUUGUGCUUUUGGAAAUGUACUUCAUGCAGAAGUUUUAGUCGUCUUUUGUUCGGAUGCAACAACAUUUUAAGCCCUUCUGCUCUGUGGCAUCCUGUGGAGGCAGGCUGACUGACUAAUCUGUCGCCGCGUUUCUGUUUUGCCACCACGACUGUGGGGUGGGAAACAUCUUUCGACAUUUAAUAAUGUGGCUUUUGUGUUAUCGGCAGAACUUUAAACGCUUCAUUGUCUGUCAAAGCCCGAGCGGAACAAUGUACUUCCUUUGAAGUGCGGUCUGAAGUUCGCACGAAGAAAGAACCGUUUGGCUAGCUAGCUAGCUGGCUGCUAAGCUAGCUAGCCAGCCUGCUGUUUUUCCUUAACGAUACUCUGAGUUUGACAGAAAAAAAUGUCAUCUGGAGAAAGUAUGGAGGCUCGAUUUGAUAAAAUCGAUGUCAUGUUGAAGGACCCAAAGUCGGAAAUAAACACGGAUUGUCUUCUGGAUGGCUUGGAUGCUUUGGUUUACGACCUUGACUUCCCUGCCCUAAGGAAAAACAAGAGCAUUGACAACUUUUUGAAUAGAUACAAAGACACCAUAAAUAAAAUCCGUGAUCUACGCAUGAAAGCGGAAGAUUAUGAAGUGGUUAAAGUUAUUGGAAGGGGAGCUUUUGGAGAGGUGCAGUUGGUAAGACACAAAGCCACAAGAAAGGUAUAUGCCAUGAAGCUGCUAAGCAAGUUUGAGAUGAUCAAGAGGUCAGACUCUGCUUUCUUUUGGGAGGAGAGGGACAUCAUGGCUUUUGCUGACAGUGCAUGGGUUGUGCAGCUCUUCUUUGCUUUCCAGGAUGAUCGCUACCUCUACAUGGUGAUGGAGUACAUGCCCGGUGGGGAUUUGGUUAACUUGAUGAGUAACUACGAUGUACCAGAGAAGUGGGCGCGCUUUUACACAGCGGAGGUUGUGCUCGCUCUGGAUGGAAUUCACGCUAUGGGCUUUAUCCACAGGGAUGUGAAGCCUGAUAACAUGUUGCUAGACAAAGCAGGCCACUUAAAACUGGCAGACUUUGGAACUUGCAUGAAAAUGAACAAGGAUGGUAUGGUACGAUGUGACACAGCAGUGGGAACUCCAGACUACAUUUCACCUGAGGUACUAAAAUCCCAAGGAGGGGAUGGAUAUUAUGGCAGAGAGUGUGACUGGUGGUCAGUAGGGGUGUUCCUGUAUGAAAUGCUUGUUGGUGAUACUCCGUUCUAUGCAGACUCACUGGUGGGGACGUACAGCAAAAUUAUGAACCACAAGAAUGCCCUCACUUUCCCUGACGACAGCGACAUCUCCAACGAUGCCAAGAAUCUCAUCUGUGCUUUCCUGACUGACAGGGAUGUUCGACUUGGUCGGAAUGGUGUCGAUGAGAUCAAGAGGCAUCCUUUCUUCAAGAAUGAUCAGUGGACAUGGGACAACAUCAGAGAGACGGCUGCUCCAGUAGUUCCUGAACUGAGCAGUGACAUCGACACCAGUAACUUUGAUGACAUUGAGGAGGAUCGUGGAGAGGAGGAGACUUUCCCCAUACCAAAGGCCUUUGUGGGCAACCAGCUCCCCUUUGUAGGCUUCACAUACUACAGCAGUCAGCACCUUUUGCGCAGCUCCCCCACGACCAACAAAAGUGACAAACGUAGCAGCUCCACAAAGGAAGAAAAGAGCCAUCUGGAGAGCCUGCAGAAAAGAAUCUACCAGUUGGAGGAGCAGCUCCACAGCGAGAUGCAGCUGAAGGAUGAAUUGGAGCAGAAAUGCAGGUCCUCAAACACCAAGAUUGACAAGAUCAUGAAAGAACUCGAUGAAGAGGCAAACAUGAGGAAGAGUGUUGAGGCUAGCAUGUCUCUGCUGGAAAAGGACAAGAUCAUGUUGCAGCACAGAUUCACAGAGUACCAAAGGAAAGCUGAUCAGGAGGCAGAGAAGAGACGCAAUUUGGAGAAUGAGGUAUCAACAUUAAAGGAGCAGCUUGAGGAUAUGAGGAAGAUCAGCCAGAACUCUCAGGCCUCAAAUGACAAGAUUGUCCAGCUGCAGAAUCAGUUGGGAGAGGCCAAUGACCUGUUGCGGGCAGAGUCUGACACAGCAGCAAGACUGAGGAAGAGCCACACGGAGAUGGCAAAGUCAAUGAGCCAGUUGGAGAGCAUUAACCGAGAACUGCAGGAGAGGACCCGUGCAGGAGAAAGCGAGAAAUCCCAACUAGAGAAGGAGAUCCUACUACUUCAGAGCACCCUGGACUCAGAGAGGAGAAGCUACAGCCAAGGAUCUGAGGAAAUCAGAGAACUCCAAGCAAGGAUGGCAGGGCUGCAAGAGGACAGCAAAAACCUGAAGCUUGCCCUCUCCAAAGUGGAGGCAGAACGCAAACAUGCCCAAGAGAGGAGUAAUAGCCUGGAGAAGGAGAAGAAUAACUUGGAGAUUGACCUGAACUACAAACUGAAGGCAUUGUUGCAGCGGCUAGAGCAGGAGCAGACUGAACACAGAGUGACGCGAGCACAACUCACAGACAAAUACGAGUCUAUUGAAGAAGCCAAGUCAGCUGCCAUGAAUGCCAUUCAGCAGAAGAUGUCAGAGGAGAACGGAGCGAGGAUGCGAGCGGAGAGUCGAGUAGUCGAGGUUGAGAAGCAGUGUUCAAUGCUUGAGUUUGACCUCAAGCAGUCUGUGCAGAAGAUGGAGCAGCUGAUGAAGCAAAAAGAAAGGCUUGAAGAUGAGGUGAAGAGUCUGCGGAUACAGAUUGAGCAGGAGUUGAGCAAGCGCAUGUUGAUCCAGAACGACAUGAAGAGCCGGACACAGGAGGUUGAUCGUCUUAGGUGUACAGAGAAGCAGCUCAAGCAGGAGAUCAAUGCAACGCUAGAGAGCAAACGCUCGCUGGAGUUCCAGCUGGCACAGCUGACAAAACAAUACCGAGGCAACGAGGGACAAAUGAGGGAACUUCAGGACCAGCUUGAGGCUGAACAGUAUUUUUCUACACUUUAUAAAACUCAGGUCAAGGAACUAAAAGAGGAGAUUGAGGAAAGAAACCGGCAGCUGCAAGAAGCUCAGAAAAAGGUGCAGGAGUUGUGCAAUGAAAGGGACUCACUGUCUGCCCAGCUGGAUCUGACUGUGACCAAGGCCGAGUCAGAACAACUUGCACGGGCGCUUCAGGAGGAGCAAUACUUUGAGCUCAGCCAGGAAAACAAGAAGGCAACGACUCGACAUAAGCAGGACAUCGUGGAGAAGGAUGCUACCAUUGCACGGCUUGAGGAAUCCAACAAAACUCUGACCAAAGAUGUGGAGAACCUCAGCAAAGAGACAACUGUGUUAAAUGAGAAGCUUCGUACUCAAGAUGAAGAAUAUGCAGCUCAGAAAGAAGAGAUUGCAAAUACAAUAAAGGCCAACUAUGAGAAGGUCCUCAACACAGAACGCACACUGAAGACUCAGGCAGUAAACAAGCUGGCAGAGAUCAUGAACCGCAAGGACAUGAAGCUGGACCAGAAGAAGAAGGGCAGUACUGCUGACCUACGUAAGAAGGAGAAGGAGAAUCGCAAGCUUCAGCUGGAACUUAACCAGGAGAAGGAAAAAUUCAACCACAUGGCUAUUAAAUACCAGAAAGAGUUGAGCGAGAUGCAGGCGCAACUGGCAGAGGAGUGCACGUAUCGCAACGAGCUGCAGAUGCAGCUGGAUAGUAAAGAGAGUGACAUUGAGCAGCUUCGGGAGAAACUCAAUGACCUACAACAGCGCAUGGAUAACUCGAGUGUCACCAGCUUACAGACAGAUGAGACAGACAGCAACAUCGCAGAAUCCAGACUGGAGGGUUGGCUGUCCAUUCCUAAUCGUACUAAUAUCAAGCGCUAUGGGUGGAAGAAACAGUAUGUGGUGGUGAGCAGUAAGAAGAUCCUGUUCUACAACGAUGAGCAGGAUAAAGAACAGUCAAACCCCUCAAUGGUUCUAGACAUUGACAAACUCUUUCAUGUCAGACCAGUUACGCAAGGAGAUGUGUAUCGAGCGGAGACUGAAGAAAUUCCAAGGAUAUUCCAGAUUCUGUAUGCUAACGAGGGAGAAUGCAGGAAAGAGGCAGAUAUGGAGACAGUCCAUCAGGGGGACAAGGCCAACUGUCUCCCACACAAAGGUCAUGAGUUCAUCCUCACAUUGUAUCACUUCCCUUCCAACUGCGAGGCCUGUGCCAAGCCUCUGUGGCAUGUCUUCAAGCCUCCUGCGGCCCUGGAGUGUCGUCGCUGCCACGUCAAGUGCCAUAAGGACCACCUCGACAAAAAGGAGGAUGUUAUCGCCCCUUGCAAAGUAAAUUACGAUGUGACCACCGCCCGGGACAUGCUGCUGCUGGCCCUGAACCAAGAUGAGCAGAAGAAAUGGAUUGGUCACCUUGGGAAGAAGAUCCCCAAAACCCCACCUUCUACAUUUUCUCGAGCCUCUCCACGUUCUAUGUCCACUCGCUCUGGACCCAACCAGUCCUUUCGCAAGAACCCAAAAAGCAAUACAGCAAAGCUGAGCUAACCAACUGAACCAUGGGAUUUUUUUUCUGGACUUUUUCCUUCCCAUUCCACAAACAUGGAUUUACCUUUAUUACAUAAAAACUGUUAAGUAAAAAAAAAACAAACAAAAAAUAAACUAACUGGGGCUGGAAGGUUGUGAGGCGCAAAGCAUCAUGGACAACAAGCCACCUCUUCACGUUUUACUGAUGAUGAGAGGGAUCCAUUGUCAGACCACACGGACUUGCAUCUCUUCAUUUUGAUCAGAGGAGGGCGCACGUCUUCAACAAGAGGAUGGCUUUAGAUCAGAGAGAAGCGGACACGUCGUUGGAACGUACCGUAUUUCAUAUUAUGACAUUUAUGGCGGAAAGUAGAAGUUUAAAAGGGCGGCUGUGAUUGGACUCCUGUAUGUGUGUUCAGUUUAAGGUACCGUCAUACAGGGAUUACAGAUCUGCAGUGAGUGGGUUUGUCGUAGGCUUAGACAAUAAAUGGAUUUUGUGAUUUAUUUCCACACCUGACAGAUGCUCUUUCUAAAUGCAAGCAUACUCCUGUUUCCAGCUGAAAAUGACUUGAUGCCUUCAUCUACCGUCACUGGCCAUUUUGCCUUUGUUCUUAUCCCUCUGCAAAGCCAGUUAUCAGGGUUCGACAGAGUAUUGGGAAAUGAGUAUUAGAUAUUUUGAGUACUGAGUGACUAGCAUGCAAGAUCAUCAUUUAAAUCUAUGCAUCAUUUUUUUAAUUAUUAUUUUUAUUGCUCCAAGCCAUGAGGAAAUUCCAUCGUAAUGGCACGGAGUCCUUAAACCUUUUUGUUUUAUUUGGUACAUUGCCUCUGUAAUAUUUUUUCAUGUAUUAUUAUUAUUAUUAUUGUUAUUUUGUAAUGUAUUGCCUUACAUUGAUUCAUAGAUAAAUGGUUCAAAAGGAAAACAUUAAGUUAACAAAUGUAAAACUGCACUGUUUGAAUUGUAAAUUAUUUGUAGAAGACUAAACAGGUGUAGCAUUUGGCCCACCUCGUGCCUUAAUAUUUGGAUAACGAUUUUACUGCCAUAUGUUUGUUUUUCUUCCCAGACUAAGACAAAUCUUAUCUCUUCCAUCAUUUAGGGUUUUUUUUUAAUGCCACAGUUGUGGUUUUAUUGCAAC
Thalassophryne amazonica is the source of this 5977-nucleotide messenger RNA. It is a transcript of the gene rock1, whose product is annotated as Rho-associated, coiled-coil containing protein kinase 1. Gene Ontology annotation, biological process: mitotic cytokinesis; embryonic morphogenesis; regulation of cell junction assembly. Gene Ontology annotation, cellular component: cytoskeleton; cytoplasm. NCBI's taxonomy places the organism in Eukaryota, Metazoa, Chordata, Actinopteri, Batrachoidiformes, Batrachoididae. Gene Ontology annotation, molecular function: ATP binding; small GTPase binding; Rho-dependent protein serine/threonine kinase activity. Bases 774 to 4868 code for a protein of 1364 amino acids. The transcript is spliced from 33 exons. The record is from RefSeq and is a predicted model, not a curated record.